This is a messenger RNA of Prunus armeniaca (apricot), 258 nucleotides long. The record is from the annotation of a GenBank genome assembly. Lineage: Eukaryota; Viridiplantae; Streptophyta; Magnoliopsida; Rosales; Rosaceae.
AUGAAGAUAUCAAGCUUAGAAGUAUAUGGUGACUCCAUGUUGGUGAUCAACCAACUAUUGACCCAUUACGAGGUGAGGAAGGAGGAUUUAAUUCCAUACCACCAAAUGGCCACACAGUUACUUGAAAAGUCUGACUUCGUGACGUUGGAACAUAUGCCAAGAAAAGAUAACCAAAUGGAAGAUGCCUUGGCCAACCUUGCCGCUACGUUGGCAUUGACAAAAGAUGAAGCGGUAAAUCUUCCAGUUUGCCACUGUUAG